Aspergillus nomiae NRRL 13137 is the source of this 1359-nucleotide messenger RNA. RefSeq lists its product as uncharacterized. The coding region runs from base 1 to 1359 and encodes 452 amino acids. NCBI's taxonomy places the organism in Eukaryota, Fungi, Ascomycota, Eurotiomycetes, Eurotiales, Aspergillaceae. The transcript has 5 exons. The record is from RefSeq and is a predicted model, not a curated record.
AUGAUCCCUGCCAGUGCCUUGAUGGAGAGGCCGAUUCCCCUCCGUAAUCCCCUCCUGUUCUAUCUGGGUCACAUUCCAGCAUUUGAAGAUAUACACUUGACGCGGGCCACCGAUGGCAAUCCGACUGAGCCAGCUAUUUUUCAUGAUUUCUUCCAAAGAGGCAUAGAUCCCGAUGUGGAUGACCCGACCAAAUGUCAUGAUCACAGCCAACUGCCAGAGUCAUGGCCUACACUUGAGGAGAUCCUUGACUACCGGGAGAGAGUCAAUAAAAGAAUUACUGCGCUGUACAACGAUCCCGACACAAUGAGCAACCGAACCAUCAUGCGUGCACUCUGGAUCGGGUUCGAGCAUGAAGGACUCCAUCUCGAAACCUUCUUAUACUUGACCGUACAAAGCCCAUCUGUCUUGCCCCCACCUGGACCGACACCCGAUUUUGAGGCAAUGGCAAAGAAAGCCUUCUCUGAACGCGUGGAAAACCGAUGGUUCGGGAUUCCCAAUCAGACAUUUACAAUUGGCUUCGAUGACCCAGAGAGUGAUGAAGGGCCAAACCGAUUUUUUGCAUGGGACAACGAACGCGAGCCCUACUCGGUCACAGUGCCAGAAUUCGAAGCGCAGGCGCGCCCAGUGUGCAACGAGGAGUAUGCCAGAUAUCUGUUCACUACUGGCAAGAGAACGGUUCCCAUUACCUGGACUCAAAGCCCGAGUGUAUCGCGGACAGCAUCUGGGAACGCGACCGUCAACCAAGUAAUGACCAACAGAGGCGAUGAUGGUUUCGCACAAUUCAUCGACAGCCAGGCCAUCAAGACGGUAUAUGGUCCUGUGCCUUUGGCAUUGGCGCUUGACUGGCCUCUCAUGGCUUCAUACAAUGAGGUUGAAGGGUACGCCGAAUGGGUCAAAGCGCGUAUUCCUACUUUGCAUGAGGUGCGAAGCAUUCAUGAGUAUGUCGAGAAGCAGAAAGUGAAGCGCAAUCCCCCUUGCAACAACAGUAGCCCAAGACUGCAACCCGAUCCCGAGGAGAUCUUUGUAGAUUUGACUGGCUGUAAUGCUGGCUUGCAGCAUUUUCACCCCGUCGCCGUCACUCAAAAUGGCAAUCGGAUCUCUGGCUUGGGGGAUAUGGGUGGGGCAUGGGAGUGGACUAGCUCGGUGUUUGCCCCGCAGCCCAAUUUCAAGCCCAUGGACAUUUAUCCUGGCUACAGUGCGGACUUCAUGCACGGGAAGCACAAGGCCGUCGUGGGUGGAUCCUGGGCCACCCACCCGCGGAUUACAGGACGCAAGUGUUUCUUGAACUGGUGGCAAAUGAACUAUCUCUAUCCUUGGGUUGCUGUUCGUCUUGUGCGCGACACAGUAAAGGCUAGAUGA